Candidula unifasciata is the source of this 1242-nucleotide messenger RNA. The record is from the annotation of a GenBank genome assembly. Lineage: Eukaryota; Metazoa; Mollusca; Gastropoda; Stylommatophora; Geomitridae.
AUGUCGCCGCAACCGGCAGCAAGUGCAAGCGAGCAGAAAAUGAGCGAAACUUUCCUCGGGUUUGAACUUUUGCUGUUUCGAAGGUUUCAGCAACAGCCGGCGUUGUGGUAUGAAUGGCGAGAGCGGUUCAGAAAAAGGGCAGACCCUGGAGCCGCUGAAGACUUGGAAGCUGUUUGUGUGGAUUCGACACUGCAAACACUUGAAUCUCUAGAAGAGCUGGAUGUUGGGGACAUCCAUCAGGAUCUGUGGUUUUUGUCUGUCAUGGUACAUCGUAGACCAAAGCAUUUCCUGGAGUUUGUCAAAGAAGAGAUUGAAAGGGAACGACUAAAGAGAUUUCCCAAAUAUGGCGAAACCCUCAUGAUGAGAUACAUGAAUCUUCACCAUUUUACAGUACUUAGCCUGGACAGUAUGUUCAAGUUUGGAGAUGACAAUCAGUUACCCAGAGAAAUUUUCAGAUGUCCAAAUGUGAAGUACCUGAGCUUAAAGUACAACAGUCUGGAGUAUAUUCCCUGUGAUAUUGGCCGUAUGUGUAGUCUAGAGUACCUGGCACUCACCAACAACAAGCUGUCUGUGUGGUCUCUUCCUUUCUCAUUAACAUUCUUGAAGCGGUUGCAUACUCUGUACUUAGAUAAUAACUUGCUGGAUGCUCUUCCUGGGUUCCUGUUGUCACUGCCAGCACUGGAGACUGUUCACAGACACGGCAACCACAACUAUUUCAAAUCUACUUUCAUGUGGUAUCAUACAGAUGUCAACCUACGUAUUAUCCCUGUUUCUGGUGAUACCCAGGCUUACUGGAAGCAUGAAAGCCUGCAGUUCUGGGCAGCAAAGUCUAUCAUAGGAUCCAAGAGGGAUUUUUUCCAAGACACCAACAUUGCACCAGUUCUCAAAGACUAUAUAUCUGACAUUUAUCAUCAUUUCAGUAUUUGCCAUCAUUGUAACAAUGCCUGCCUGUCUAACACAUUGGGUUUCAAGGUGAUCACUUUCAAGAACCCUUACCUGGGAAACACCUGCGUGCCCUUCCAGCACUGGGCAUGCUCUCUAGAAUGUGCAAAAGCUGUCGAGGUCCCUGCUCGACUGGAACAGAUCUCAGCAGCCAGAGAGCUGGACCAGCAAUACGAAAACUACAUUAGAGAGUGCAUUAAAAAAUUUGCUAACUGCCGAAACUCACGCAGCAUGCUGUCUUGUGCUUCUUCUGCAAAAUCGCCAGAUUACUGGGGAGUAAAAUGGGGAGAUAAUUUGGAC